CCGCUGCCGCCGCCGCCGGUGGGCCCCCCUGAGCCGCCGCCAUGGGGAUCCUGGAGAAGAUCUCGGAGAUCGAGAAGGAGAUCGCUCGCACUCAGAAGAACAAGGCCACUGAAUAUCACCUGGGCCUGCUGAAAGCCAAACUCGCCAAGUACCGGGCACAGCUCCUGGAACCUUCCAAGUCGGCCUCAUCCAAAGGAGAAGGCUUUGAUGUGAUGAAGUCAGGCGACGCCCGGGUGGCGCUGAUUGGAUUUCCCUCUGUGGGUAAGUCCACCUUCCUGAGCUUAAUGACCUCCACCGCCAGCGAAGCUGCGUCCUAUGAAUUCACCACCCUGACAUGCAUCCCCGGAGUCAUUGAAUACAAAGGAGCCAACAUCCAGUUACUGGACCUCCCUGGAAUCAUCGAAGGAGCAGCCCAAGGGAAAGGCAGGGGCCGACAGGUGAUUGCCGUGGCUCGAACCGCUGACGUCGUCAUCAUGAUGUUAGAUGCCACCAAAGGAGAGGUGCAGAGGUCACUGCUGGAGAAGGAGCUGGAGUCGGUGGGCAUCCGCCUCAACAAGCAGAAGCCCAACAUCUACUUCAAGCCCAAGAAAGGCGGCGGCAUCUCCUUCAACUCGACAGUCACGCUGACCCAGUGCUCUGAGAAGCUGGUGCAGCUCAUCCUGCACGAGUACAAGAUCUUCAACGCGGAAGUGCUUUUCCGAGAGGACUGCUCCCCAGACGAGUUCAUCGAUGUGAUUGUGGGCAACCGCGUGUACAUGCCCUGCUUGUAUGUGUACAACAAAAUUGACCAGAUCUCCAUGGAGGAAGUAGACCGCCUGGCCCGAAAACCCAACAGUGUGGUCAUCAGCUGCGGAAUGAAGCUGAACCUGGACUACUUGCUGGAGAUGCUGUGGGAGUACUUGGCCCUGACCUGCAUCUACACCAAGAAGAGAGGACAGAGACCUGACUUCACAGACGCCAUCAUCCUCCGGAAAGGGGCUUCCGUGGAACACGUGGUGAGUGAGCGUGUGCCCUCCAGGCCGUGCAGGGCGCUGGCCACCGGUGCUCACCAGCUGAGCCUUGCUUCCCUCAGCUGGCCCUAGCUGGAACCCACUCUGGUGGCAUAGUAGCCAAGGGCCAGUGAUGGACCUGGCUGUCGCCUGAAGCCCUUUCCUGUAAGCAAGAGUAAAGCUGCCAACCUCAGGGGGUGGCUAGGAUGGCAUUAGGAUGAGAGAAAUCACAGAGCGCUCAGCUGAGCUAAGCAGCAGCGAGAGCAGACACUGGACCCAGGGGUGAGACGAGGCUGGUGGGGUACAGGGGACUUGGAGUCUUUGCUCUGGAGCCUGGACUUUGUCCCAAGAAAGCCUGGGUCUUCCAAUGGUCAUCUCCUCCCAGGUAGCCCCCUCCCACAGUCCCACCUGUGUCCCAGAGCACAAGCACAAGGCCUGUCCUGCUUUGGGUCCUUUCUAAAGCAUGGGUGCUGGCAGCAAGGGAUCCAGACCCCAGCUCCUCCACCCUAACUGUGCCUCAGCUUCCUCCUCUAUGGGUAGGCUGUGGGCACGCACCCAGUCCAGUGCUUGGCAGCUCGGUGGUGACCUUACCAGUGAGAAGGCAUGAAUGUAAGGGCAGCAGAGGAUGCUGCAGGGCUUGGCAAGGAUGAGCAUCACUGUGGACUGUCCCCAGAGAAGGAUGCACUCACUCUUGGUAUUGGAAAAUGGCCUUCUAGGGCGACCUCCCAGUCGCCCUGCAUUGCUGGAAAUGUUAAUCCUGGGGAGCGUGCAUCUGAGCAGAUUGGCCUGGUUUCAAGGGAACGCCGGCUCAGUGCUCGAAAGGAUUUAUGGCUUCCAGAGAGGCUGCAGACCCCUGCCACUCUGUGACCAUUGGCAGUAGGAGAUACAGAUGCACGCAUACAUAUUAUAUGGGUAUAUUAUAUGUGUGUGCCCAGGUAUGGAUAUACACACAGAUAAACAUACAUUAUAUUGGGCAAACAGAAUAGAAUCUCAGAUCCAUUUGCAGACUAAGAGCUGACUCGUGGCCCCGCGUUUUCAUUCAGUGAUGUAGGGCAGGUGAGUGCUAGACUUGGACUUGUGGGUCUCUGGGCUGGUACCGGUAGCAGUACCCCCUUCUCAGGACCAGGCACCCUUGGUCACCCGGCAGGGACCGAUCAGGGUGAUUGGCCACAUGUGCCCAGGGCAUUCUCUGUCCUGUGGCGGCUGGGCUGGUGCUCUCUCUCUGGCUCAGGGGGAUAUGUUGCCCAGGGCCUGUACGACUUGUGGGCCUGUGGCAGGGAACUUUCCACCCAGUCCGCUGCUCUCACCUAGCACCACGACAGCCGGAGGUCUUCAUUCUCCUGGGGCCUCUGAGGUUCCCCUGGGGUUCCUAGGACUUAGCCUUCUCCAAGGAAACUGUGGAGCGCCAGCUACCCUGUGGGGGGUUGGGGGGUGGGCUGGGAGAGGUGAGCAAGCAGGCAGAUGGCCAGUAAUAGCCAGGCUCCUGACCUCCCUC
This is a messenger RNA of Echinops telfairi (small Madagascar hedgehog), 2484 nucleotides long. It is a transcript of the gene DRG2, whose product is annotated as developmentally regulated GTP binding protein 2. The coding region runs from base 42 to 1082 and encodes 346 amino acids. Lineage: Eukaryota; Metazoa; Chordata; Mammalia; Afrosoricida; Tenrecidae. Gene Ontology annotation, molecular function: GTPase activity; GTP binding. The record is from RefSeq and is a predicted model, not a curated record. Gene Ontology annotation, biological process: cytoplasmic translation. Gene Ontology annotation, cellular component: cytoplasm. The transcript is spliced from 11 exons.